GGACGCCAUUUUUAAAAGGGUGACCUUUUUUUUUGCGCCUCUCGGUUCGCGCGGAGCUUCAGGGCGCGUACUUGCUUGCGGCCGCGGUUGCUCGCCGCACUUAGGAACCAUGGCAGCAAGGCGUCUACGAACGGUAGCCUGGAUCGGUGGAGGCUCGAUCGUCGCUGCCUAUGGCUUUACUUACCUCAACGAGCACAGGCGAGCACCCGCCGUCGUCGUCGAAGCCGCGGAUCCGAAGGACAUGCCGACUCGGCCACACCUCCCUUUGCCGCCCCGCGCUACGCAGCUCAAGAACCUGCGCGAGACGCCCGAAUUCGAUGUGCUCGUCAUCGGCGGCGGAGCGACUGGUGCCGGAGUCGCGCUGGACUCUGUAACGCGGGGCCUCAAGACCGCUCUGGUGGAGACGUACGAUUUCUCCGCCGGCACGAGCAGUCGGAGCACCAAGCUGAUCCACGGCGGUGUGCGCUACCUCCAGAAGGCCAUCAUGAACCUAGACGUCGAACAGUACCGGAUGGUGCGCGAAGCUCUGCAAGAGCGUGCGAACCUGCUCGCCAUCGCGCCUCACCUGUCGAGUCCGCUGCCCAUCAUGCUGCCUAUCUACCGCUGGUGGCAGGUCCCCUACUACUGGGUCGGCAUAAAGAUGUACGACGUGGUCGCGGGAAAACAGUGCCUGAAGAAGAGCUACUUCCUCUCGGCCAAGCGGUGUCUUGAACUGUUUCCCAUGCUGAAGAAGGAGCACCUUUGCGGCGGCCUCGUCUACUAUGACGGUCAGCACAACGACGCACGGAUGAACGUGAGCAUCGCACUAACGGCGGCGCGCAACGGGGCCAGCAUCGCCAACCACACCAGCGCCAUCGCGCUGCUGAAAAAAACUGAUGAGAACGGGAAGCAGGUCGUGUGCGGGGCGAGGAUGAAGGACAUGUUGACGGGCGAUGAGUUCGACGUGCGGGCUAAAUGCGUCGUGAACGCAACGGGACCUUUCACCGACACCAUACGCCGUAUGGACGACCCCAACUGCAAAGCCAUUUGCAUGCCGAGCUCUGGUGUUCACAUCAUCUUGCCCGACUACUACAGUCCCGACAAUAUGGGCCUUUUAGAUCCUGACACGAGUGACGGGCGUGUCAUCUUUUUCCUUCCGUGGGAAAACGCGACAAUCGCUGGGACAACAGACAGACCUUGUCCAGUCACCCACAACCCGGCUCCUACUGAAGAUGACAUCAUGUUCAUCCUAAACGAAGUUCGUCACUACUUGAACCAAGAUGUGGUUGUGCGCCGGGGUGACGUCCUGUCAGCGUGGGCAGGCAUCAGGCCACUGGUCGUCGACCUGAACAAGAGUGUGCCUGGAAAGACGGAGGCUAUUGCACGAAAUCACAUAAUCUACAUUAGUGAUUCGAACCUUGUUACUAUUGCAGGAGGCAAAUGGACCACAUAUCGUGUCAUGGCUGAGCACACUAUGGAUGCGGCCAUCAAAGCCUGUGGCCUCCAGCCACAGCAGAAAUCUCAGACCCUGGGCUUCAUCCUCGAGGGUGGCCACACGUGGACACCAACAACGUACAUCCGCCUCGUACAGGACUUUGGGCUGGAACCAGCGGUUGCGAAACACCUGUCAAGGAGCUACGGUGAUCGUGCAGUUUCUGUCGCAAAGCUAGCUGCGCUCACUGGGAAGCGCUGGCCAGUCCUGGGACGGAGACUACAUGAGGAGUUUCCAUACAUCGAGGCAGAGGUGCGCUAUGCAGUGCGAGAGUACGCUUGCACUGCUGUCGAUGUGAUUGGUCGCCGCAUGCGGCUUUCGUUCCUCAAUGUCCAAGCAGCGCACGAGUGCCUUCCAAGGGUCGUUGACAUCAUGGCCGAAGAGCUGAAGUGGACCAAAGAGAGGAAGGAGCGGGAACUGGCCAAGGCCAAAGAGUUCCUUGACAUUGAGAUGGGCGGUGAUGUCAACAAGGAGUCCCAGAAGAAACUCCCCAUGACUUUCACAGCAUCUGAAAUGGACCAGUACAUUCAGAAAUUCCAGGCCAUCGACAAAGACCGCAAAGGCUACAUCAGUGUGGUUGAUCUGCGUAGAAGCCUCAAGGCUGCAGGAGAGGCUGUAUCAGAGUCACAGUUGCGAGAAAUGCUGAACGAGGUGGACCUGAACAAGAAUGGACAGAUUGAGCUUAGCGAGUACUUGGAGUUGAUGAAUUCUAUCAAGACGGGCUCUAUCGCAGGAAGCCGGCUUGCCCAGGUUGUUGAUGUAGAGUAUUCAAGGACACUGACUGUUGAUAGAAGCGGGGGUGGUCUCUAAGGAGGUGCUGUCACUUGUAGUUUUGUUUUUCCUUUAUUAUCCGGAACAUCGUGCAGAAAAAUGAUCCCCAUCACUUCCCUUUAUCUCAGCAUGAGCUAUGUUGCUGUUACGUACACUCAUGAAAAGUGCAGUGUUUGCCAACGUUGGUAGAGGCAGCUUUUGCCAUCUUUUUACUUGCCCCGUUCUCCUAGAUGAGAACAAGAACAGCCUGCCAAAGGUCAUAUUGACAGCAUUUUGUUUUUCUUUUGCUAAAACAAUUUCUAUUGAAUAGAGAUUUCUGGUCCUUGUAGAUGUGCUGCAUUUCCUCUCCCGUGCUGUGUUCAUUAACUAUGCGAUAAGUGGUUUUUCGAGCACCAUUAUUCACGUUUGAUUGUGCUAUGGAAUGGCCAUGAGCUGUGUACGUCUAUAAACAAGGAGGCAAAUUGCCACACCCGAGUGAUACGAAGCGCCAUUUUCGUCCUGUUUCGUGCAUUUUUGAGUACUUUGGUAAACCACAUCCUUUUUUUUUUUAUUCGUACUGCACAUAUUAUUUACCUAGCUCUUACUGAAAUGUGAACAUGUUGACACAUUCUCCUACAAUGUGUUGUGUGUGUGUUUGUUUAGGCGUUUUACAAUGUGGUGUCUUUAAAACUUUCAAAGCCGCUUUGCAAGUGACAAGAUCUCGUUUGGCUUUGCUGCAGAGUUCCUGUAGCACAGCUCUUGCUCUGAAGCUUGGACUCACCAUCUUUCUAAAUGUUGAGAAGUUUGAAGCAACAGAAGUUAUAUAACAGCCUCAGUACAUCGCCAUUGACAGGUCCAGUGGUGCGCAAAGUGGCUUGGGAAGUUUCAAAAUUCAGGCUAUACCUACACUUUUGUCAAUGAUAGAUAGCCCUUGUUGCUUUGCAUGAUUCUUUCUACCCACUGUGAUAAAGAAAUACGCUUCCAAUCGCGGUAGCUUCAGCUGCAUCACUAAUUUCUGGCAGCAUUUGUGGAUUUGUCUGUUUUUAGUACGAAACAUUGUUCUUUGUAUACGUCAAGAAUAAAUUCAUCUAGAUGGCAUCUUUUGUUUCAGGUGCUGAGCGUAAUGCCAUCGUGAUAGUCACUAGUCACAGAAUGUGAUUUUUGCUUGUUGAAUGCGUAAUGGGGAGCAUUUGCUAGAUCUGCAUUGCCCUAUUCCUAUAACCUUUGUUAUUGCUUAUAGUUGAUGAGUUGUUUUACAGAACAUCAUUUUGCUUUACAAACUGUAUUUACAAACCAUAAUUGCAAUCCUCUCACACUGUGAAGAUGUUUGUCAGAUAGGUAUGUGCCACUCGGGUUGAAACUUGCAGCCAGCAUGCCAAUUGCUCAUUUCUUCUAUAAACUGCAUAAAUGGCUACAAUACCCUCUCUCUUCCCACUGUAUUGCAUUGCUUAUCAGACACGUGAUAUGCAGUUUUUGGCACUGAAGUAUGUGUCGGCCAAUGGAGGAUCUCGACGUUUUACAUGGAAUUGCAAGCACUCAAUGCGAGACCUGUUUGCCACAUGCAAUAACAAGUGUGCAUCUGUCUUCUACAUUUGCUGGAGCACGGACUGGUUGGCCUGCUGCACUGCCGCUGGACUUUUGCUUCCAAGAGAUGCUCUGUUCUAAUAUGGGAAUCUCUGUGCGCUAUUGUCAUGCGCCAUGUAUUGUAUCCUUUUCAAAUUGCAUGCUUGGGCAUUGCUGCAGAGUGAAAACGGACUUUAUGGAAUCAAGUUCACUGAUGGCAUUUGCCCUCUUUCUUCCUGCCGCGGCUGUUCACACAUGCAGCCUGCCAUUUCCACAAGCCAUCUGCUGGCACCCAGUUACUCGUUUAGUAACUAAACUGAUUGAAUUAGUUUGCAAAUUAAAUAAUAAAGUUACGAAGUCGUCAUUACGUUGCAUGGCAGAGUAUGGAAAAGAAUGUUUCGGAGAUUCUGCUGGCACUGUAUAAUGGUUCACUUCAGUUCAAACCCACUGGCCAUGCUAUUGUUCGUGAUGAUGAAUGCCAUUUGUGACAAUUUAUUAUUUAUUAGUGUUCAUGCUUUGUUGUGGUUGCAUCAGGCAUGACUGUCUGUGAUUAGUGCACACUCUUGUGGAAUCGAAAUUUUUCUUUUCACUCAUUCAUGUUGUUCCUUUCCCACAGUGAUGCUUUUGCUGUAGUGCACAAACAGUAGGCUGUUCAAUAAAUUUUAUUAUAAGCU
This is a messenger RNA of Dermacentor silvarum, 4458 nucleotides long. RefSeq names its product glycerol-3-phosphate dehydrogenase, mitochondrial. Gene Ontology annotation, cellular component: glycerol-3-phosphate dehydrogenase (FAD) complex; mitochondrion. NCBI's taxonomy places the organism in Eukaryota, Metazoa, Arthropoda, Arachnida, Ixodida, Ixodidae. Gene Ontology annotation, biological process: glycerol-3-phosphate metabolic process. Gene Ontology annotation, molecular function: glycerol-3-phosphate dehydrogenase (quinone) activity; calcium ion binding. The record is from RefSeq and is a predicted model, not a curated record. The transcript has a single exon. The coding region runs from base 110 to 2281 and encodes 723 amino acids.